CAGCAGAGAGGAGAGGGGCACAAUCAAUUUCAUAGAAUAGAAAAGGCACAAGUAGAUAAGGAGAAGGGAGCAAAAAGGGACUCAAGGAGUUGCCAGAGGAAAGGAGCAUCACUGUGAAGAGUGGGGACCAGCAGGAGGGCGUGGACCUGACUUAAAGAAGACAAAAAAAGAGAGAAACAGACAAGAGGGACCAAAGACGUACGAGGCAAAGCCAAGGCCUCCUGCGAGAGAAACAUAGCCUCACACUUGCUCUGCACAAGUGUGUGUGUGUGUGUGUGUGUGUGUGUGUGUGUGAGGUUGCCCUCUGUGCGCAUUUUACUGUACGUGUGUGUGAGCAGGUGGGACUUUGAUGGGACAGUGAGCAAUGCCUCACACGCAGCGACAGCCGGUAGGCAGUAGGGGGCAGUGCUCCUCACGCCUCCUCCCCAUCCUCCUCCUCCUCCUCCCCCUCGCUGCCCGGCCCAGCCAAGCAGCCAUACACAUACCCUCCAACUUCAAGAGGCCUCCAAUGAUCUCCACACAGCCGGAGUCUGUCACCGUCUUUAGUGUUGAAGACCUCGUCAUGAGCUGCGAAGCAUCCGGCAACCCUAUACCCAUUUUCCGAUGGACGAAGGAUGGGAAGGAGUUUGACCCUGGCAGCGACCCAGAGCUGAAGGUAUCAGAGCACGCUGGCUCAACCGCUUUCUACACACUCAGUAACACUAUGGACACCCUGAGGCAGUACCAAGGCAAAUAUGUCUGCUACGCAUCCAACGAGCUGGGGACAGCUGUCUCUAACGAGGCCAUACUCCGCACCGAUGCUCCCCCAUCUCAGCAGAAAGAAAAAAAGGUCAAUGUGAGGUCUGAAGAGGGAAACAGUAUUGUUCUGAAGUGUAACCCCCCGCAGAGCUCUAUGGAGCCUAUCAUUCACUGGAUGGACUGGAGUCUGCACCAUAUCCAGCUGAGCGAGCGGGUGGUGGUGGGGAAGGAUGGCAACCUAUACUUUGCCUAUUUGAAAACUGAAGACAGCAGGGAUGACUACACUUGCAAUGUCCAGUACCUGGCAACACGCACCAUUCUGGCAAAGGAACCCAUCACUCUUACUGUCAACCCCUCCAACUCCGUACUGCGGAACAGGAGGCCCCACAUGAUGAGACCGACUGGAAGCCACAGCACUUACCAUGCGCUCAGGGGCCAGACCAUUGAGCUUGAGUGCAUUGUCCAAGGCCUUCCAACUCCCAAAGUGUCGUGGCUGAGGAAGGACGGCGAGCUGUCUGAAUCUCGAACCACUAAAGACAUGUUCGACCGCCGCCUGCGCUUCAGUAAUAUCUCUGAGAGCGACGGGGGCGAGUACCAGUGUAUAGCCGAGAACUCCCAAGGGAAGGCCACACACACUUACACUGUGACUGUGGAAGCGGCUCCCUACUGGAUCAAUGGGCCAGUAAGUCAGUUAUAUGCCCCAGGUGAGACUGUCAAACUCGACUGCCAGGCGGAUGGCAUCCCCUCUCCUACCAUCAGCUGGACCAUGAACGGGAUCCCCCUCUCAGCUACCGACAGCGACUCAAGACGCAGUCUGACGGCGAGUGGAUCUCUAAUCCUAAAGGAUGUCAACUUUGGAGACACUGCCAUCUACCAGUGCCAGGCCUCCAACAAGCACGGGACCAUCCUCACUAACACCAAUGUCUAUGUCAUUGAGCUGCCUCCCCAGAUCCUCACUGAAGAUGGGAACACAUACACAUUUACAGAGGGCAAGAAGGCUUUACUGGAGUGUGAAACCUUUGGUUCUCCAAAACCUAAAGUCAUAUGGGAGAGCAGCAGAACCUCCUUCCUUCUGGCAGAUCCCAGAGUAAACCUGCUCACCAACGGGGGGCUGGAGAUCUCUAACGUCACACACGACGACGAGGGCUUCUACACCUGCUCUGUGCAGAACAGCAACUUGUCUGUCAGCGCCGAGCUGGAAGUGCUCAACAGGACAGUGAUCCUGACACCUCCACAGGCUCUGAAGGUGCAGCCUGGACACACAGCAAUCUUCACUUGUCUGUUCCUUGUUGAUCCCAAACUCGACUCUCCACUCAUUCAGUGGAGAAAGAAUGAUCAGAAGCUCUUCGAGUCCCACAGUGACGAAAAAUACACAUUUGAUGGACCAGACCUGAUAAUAGCCAAUGUAGAACCAGGUGAUGAGGGCAUGUACACCUGUCAGGUCAUCACUAAGCUGGACAUGGCUGAAGCCAGCAGCACCCUCACUUUAUGUGAUCGUCCAGACCCUCCUGCCCUCCUCCAGAUCAUUGACGCUAAACAUCGUGCAGUCACCCUCAGCUGGACUCCUGGAGAUGACCACAACAGCCCUGUGCUAGAGCACGUGGUUGAGUUUGAGGACCAAGGUUCAAAAGAGAGGGGUUGGGAAGAGCUGAAGAGAGUAGGGGGAAAUGUGAAGCGGGCCAGCCUCCCUCUGUGGCCAUACAUGUCCUACCGUUUCCGGGUCAUUGCCAUCAAUGACGUGGGCAAGAGCGACCCCAGCAAGCCAUCUGAAAUCCACAACACACCUGCUGAAGCUCCAGACAACAACCCUGAAGAUGUUAGGAGUGAGUCCACAGACCCAGACACUCUGCUCAUCGCCUGGGAGGAAAUGGAUAAACGUGACUUCAAUGGACCUGACUUCAAGUACCGGGUGAUGUGGAGGCAAGUGGUGGGCAGUGGGCCCAACUGGCACACCAACUACACAACUGCACCCCCAUUCAGGGUCAAUGACAUUGGCAACUUUUCUGCCUUUGACAUCAAAGUGCAGGCUGUCAAUGAUAAAGGCGAGGGACCCGAGCCAGACCCCGUCAUUGGCUACUCAGGAGAAGAUGUUCCAUUAGAGGCUCCUAUGGAUGUGGGUGUUGUACUAAUGAACAGCACUACCAUCAGAGUGACCUGGGCAGCAGUAGAGAAAGAGACGGUCAGAGGACACCUGCUGGGAUACAAGAUCUACUUGACCAGAAUCGGCUCCAGGGGCCACCACCGAGGCCGGAGGGCCAGGGAACCAGAGAGCAUUGUGGUGGUGGAGACUGGGGCCAAUGAGGAGAAGAAGGUGAUCAGCGACCUCAGACCAUACUCCCACUAUACCCUGGCUGUCACUGUAUUCAACAGCAAGGGAGAGGGGCCCCCCUCUGAGACACUGUCCUUCAAGACUCACGAGGGAGUUCCUGGUCCUCCCAUGUCCCUGGUGCUGGACAGCCCAUCAGAGACAGAGAUGACCCUCCACUGGAUGCCUCCUGGCCAGCCCAAUGGAAUCCUCAUCGGAUAUCUCCUGCAGUACCAGCAAAUUGUGGAGGGCGAUGACAGCCCCAUGCAGGUAGAGACAAUAGACGACCCCACGGUCUCCCACCUCACCCUUAAGAACCUGGACCGCCACAGCCACUACCGCUUCUACCUUAGGGGGCGCACUGCGGCCGGGGACGGCGAGCCCAUCAUGAAGAAGGGUGCCACCACGCUGGAUGGAGUGCCUCCUGCCAACAUCAGCCUGUCUGUGGGGGAAACUUCAGUUAACUUCAGCUGGGUGGCCAAGAAGAGACACAGAAAUGUUAGCUUCCAGAUCCACUACCUCAAAAAAAAUGAUGGCAGCAAAUGGAAGACGACGGAGAAGGUGAACUCCUCUCAGUGUUUCUACCAGCUCCAGGGCCUGACUCCAGGCUCUCAUUAUCGCCUGCGCUUCACCUACAGAAAUAUCACCUUCUGGGAAACUGACAUCGAGACAGACGGAACAGUCACGGAGGUGCAGCAAAGCUUUGCAACGCAGGGCUGGUUCAUUGGUGUUGUGAGCGCCAUUGUGCUGCUGCUGCUGAUACUGCUCAUCCUCUGCUUCAUCAAGAGGAGCAAAGGGGGGAAAUAUUCAGUGAAAGAUAAAGAAGAGGGUCCGAUGGACUCAGAGGCACGGCCGAUGAAGGAUGAGACUUUUGGAGAGUACAGUGACCUUGAGGAGAAGCGCACGGCCAGCCAGCCCUCCCUGGGCGAGGAGAGCAAGCUGUGCAGCGAGGACAACCUGGACUUCAACGGCAGCAGUGCCAUAACCACGGAGCUCAACCUGGAUGAGUCGCUGGCCAGCCAGUUCAGUCGGCGCACCGAAGGGCCAGAGGCGCUGCACGGCCUGCCGGACAACUCCCCGCUCAACCCCAACACCGCCACCCCAGCCACCAAUGGCAUGCCCAACUCAGUCACCAUCCUCGAUUAACCCCCACACAUCCACUGGGGACCAUCAGACCAAAACAUGUUAACACAUACGUGCCCGUACGCUCCUGUUCCCUUCUGACUUUCCGAUCUGUAGUUUAACGACUAAUACACAAUCAAUAUAUUGACUAUUCAGGUGCACCUUGCAGUCAUCUGAUCGACUGGACUAUUUUGACCAAAGGAGUGUCCAAAGUAGUGGACAGUGUGAUACAAGUCUGACUGACCUGAUGAUGUCCUUUGACUCCCCCCCUCCCUCCUUUAUCUGUGUGGUUUACAACACAUAUUAGUGACUAACAUUCAAUUCUCUCCCUUUCCUCUCUUUUGUUUCUCUCCGCAGACAACUUUAUAGAAAGAUAAAGACAGAAUGUUGUACAGGUAGACAUAUCAGAGGGAUUGGAGGUAUGGUCCUAUAGAGAUGCAGAGUGGUGCAUUGAAAGAGGAGGAUGAUGGUAGAGCCUAGUGUGGGGAAACAGGCAGCACAUGCUGCUGUAAAAAGUCUGGAAUCUUACAUGUUUCUCAUGCCUUAUAUUGUUUCGCUAAUGAUUUUGUACGCCAUUUGAUGUCUCAGAUUGUACUACUUGCCAGUGACAUUUUUUUAAUUUAUUUUUACAAAUGUGUUUGAAUACAAAACAUCAUUUUGUUAUUUUUUUUAAUAUCAUCACUUUUUCAUACUUCUAGACUAUUUGUUAAAAAACUCAUGACUUCUCUUUGACACCUUUCAUAGAUCAAGCUGUUUUAACUGAAACUACGUGAAGCCAAGUUUCUUACUAUAAAUAACAUUGGAUGCAUAAGGGGAACUUGCUGUGAAAAUGCUGAGUAGCAUCUGGUGUAUAUAGCUGCAUCUACAUCUAUCUAUUUAGCCAUAAUACAGUAUUAUAGAUAUGUACAUGCUCCUUCUAAGUUCCUGUGCCUGCUGGGUCUGCAUAGAGCACCAGAUUGAUGUCAUUACUCUCUCGCCUUCCCACCAGAAGUGUAAUGUCAUUAUUGGAAAUGAUAGUGUAAUUUUUUGUGUCGAGACCUACGUGUAGCUUUCUGUAUCUGUCUUUGUCUCUUUCUACACUGUAUUAAAAACAUUGUUGUCUCUAAUUAACAAUCUUUUCAUACCUGUCCAUCUCAUACCAUGCAAACUGUUUGAGGAGCAGUAUUUAUGUAUAUUUACAGAUCAGAGAGUGGAGUCUCGUGAGGCCAACACUCCCAAGUUUUAUUUUCAGACCCUCAUCAAUGCAAGUUGAUACUGCAGACAGGAUGAUUGCCAGCUGAUGUAUAAUAAAGGCAAGCAGUUGGUAUAUACAUCAAACACAGAGAAUGUAUUCUUUUUAGAGCUGGGCAGACAUUGUAUUUACAUGCUACUGAUUAAAACAAAUCUGAGCUAGAAGAUACUGGAGAGAUAAGAGUGGUUAAGAGAAGACCUGGAAGGACAGUUUUUUUUUCCCCCCACAGAAUGUAAAUACAACCCUUAUAGAUCGUUUUGAUGAACCCAACCAUGUUUGAUAAAAAAUGUGAAAAAUGUGCAGGUUUGAAGCCACUUAAAUUAAUUUUAAAAUGUUGCAAGUUGUCAUUUUUCUUCUUUGUGCUAUUGCUAUGAAUUCAAACUUUCCGUUUUUUGACUAAUGAUUGCAGUGAGAUUUGGCUGUUUUAGCGAAGAAAUAGUUCAUAGUCGAGGAAAAAAGACAAAAAAAAGGGGAAAAAAAUCCACAUUGUUCUGUAGGUGUUUGCAAACAUUUCAAAUUUCGAAAAUCAAAAAAUUGUACAUUAGUGUCAUUUUAGUGAUAGUAGUAGUUACAUUACAAUGAAAGCUAAAGAUUGCAUUCAUGCCCAUAACCAUCCAGCAAUGCAUUGCAGCACAGUGAAUAUCUGUGGAGUUUUUGUCUGAUGCAGUUGUGAGAGGCAGGGAUGCACCGAGCCAGUUUGUGCUUACCACAGGGAGUAGCUAUAUGCAACAUUGCUGCCUCAGUUGUCUCUUUUCAAAUAAAAGCUUGACACUGGCCAAACAUCACCUGACACUCCCUGAGGUAAAAGUACACGGGAUGUCGAAAAAGGCCAGCGGCACUGAAGAUGGCGUGUGAACGCUCCCUGUUGUUGGUUCUUCAGACACACUCAGGACAAAUAAAGCUUUUAAAAAAAUCUAUUUUCAUACAGGAGUGGUGAAUGACACAAAAUAUGCCAAUAUUCUAACUUGACUAUCUGCUGCUAAACAUCUGUGUUUGUCAGUGUUCGGGGGCAAAUGUUAGCUUUGAAUGAGGAAUGAGUGUACACACACAGAUACUCACUCGGCUGCCACUCACUCUUUGCUUUUCAUGUGUCGGGGGGAAAGCUGAGGACGCUGGCCUUGGCUUUUCCGCUGUUGUUUCCCCCCCCUUUUUUUUAUAGUUAAAAGAUAAAAACCUAUUAAAAAAAGUGAAUUGGUUCAUUUAGAGAAGCUUCUUCAGAACUCAGACUAGCAGAUUUUAAACAAC
This is a messenger RNA of Chelmon rostratus (copperband butterflyfish), 6641 nucleotides long. RefSeq names its product L1 cell adhesion molecule, paralog a (gene l1cama). Bases 365 to 4189 code for a protein of 1274 amino acids. NCBI's taxonomy places the organism in Eukaryota, Metazoa, Chordata, Actinopteri, Chaetodontiformes, Chaetodontidae. Gene Ontology annotation, biological process: cell-cell adhesion; brain development. The record is from RefSeq and is a predicted model, not a curated record. The transcript has 27 exons. Gene Ontology annotation, molecular function: cell-cell adhesion mediator activity.